Molecule: messenger RNA, 1980 nt
Organism: Magnolia sinica
Lineage: Eukaryota; Viridiplantae; Streptophyta; Magnoliopsida; Magnoliales; Magnoliaceae
Product: E3 ubiquitin protein ligase DRIP2
Exons: 8
Coding region: 359-1651 (430 amino acids)
Molecular function (GO): ubiquitin-protein transferase activity
Source: RefSeq, a predicted model, not a curated record
UUGCGUACCGUAGCACCCAAGGCGCACUUUAGACCAUACCCAUUCUCUAGAAUAACUCUCCUUUCGAGCUCGUUGUUUUCCAUCCAAGUCCAUGCUCUUUCGUCGAUUCCGAGCCUCGACCGAAAAAUCAAAUCCACGACUCUCCUCUGUCCAAACCCAACAAAACCCACGUCGAUUCUUCGCAGAUAAUCCACCAUCCACCUGCAAAUCACCCCAUCAAACCUUCCCUCCCCGCGUAUUUUAGCAGAUCAAGCUGCAGAGAGAACCAUGACGUGGAGCGCCUGUCCCCGCCCCAUGCUAACAUGCACCGCAUCGGCGCCCGUGGUAACCUGCGCGAGGGGGCUGUGAGGCUCGGGGGAUGGCGACCCAGGUGGUGAAAGUGCGGAGGGAGACGCUCGUGGGGUGCAUGACAUGCCCUCUCUGCAACAAGCUCUUGAAAGAAGCUACUACCAUAUCCGAAUGCCUUCAUACGUUUUGCAGGAAAUGCAUAUACGAUAAACUCAAUGAUGAGGAACUGGAUUGCUGUCCAAUAUGCAAUAUUGAUCUUGGCUGUACUCCAGUAGAGAAGCUCAGGCCUGAUCAUAAUUUACAAGAUGUAAGAGCGAAGAUUUUUCCUUUCAAAAGGAGAAAAGUCAAGGCACCUGAAGUUGCAGCUGUUUCAUUGCCCAUUAGAAGAAAGGAGAGGUCACUCUCUUCGUUGGUGGUUAGCACUCCCCGGGUACCGACACAAACUGGCCUGACCGGAAGGAGAACAAAAGCCGUUGCGAGGAAGGCUGCUGCCCCAAGAGGAUCAAGCUUUACCAUUGAAGAUCCUGUUAAAAAGGAGGAAGAUGUUGAAGAUCAACCGGAGAGCUCAAGCUCGCCUGAGACCCUAAACAAGAUUGCACAAAAUAAAAGGCAGAAUCCCUCCACUGCAGAGCCAUCAAACCACAGCUCGAAUAAAGAUACAGAUAAUGGUGGCGAGCCGGUGCCGGGGAAAAUUGAUCUUUGGAAGCCCUUAAAUUGUCUUGUGGAAGCAGCAAACAGAACAAAGAGCUACAAGUUCACUAUUCAGGGGGGGUCUGUUACCAAGACAGAGCAACCUCACGCCCCCAAUACUGAAGUGCAUGUUCCCAAGAAAAAGGCUAGGGAGCAUGUGCAUAAAUCAAAAGUCCAGGACGACAAGAACGGCAGCAUUCCUGCCCCUUCGGAACAACUGGUGAAAGCUAGAAGAUUGCAUAAAAUCAGCCGUAAAAGGAGGGCUGCUUCCGGGGUACUUGGGGGCUCAGCUCAGGCUCUGCUCAAUGCCUCAGGCAUUAGACCCGACAGAAAAAUUCUCCCGAUUUGGUUUUCGCUAGUGGCUUCUGAUGAACAGGAAGGAGACGUGCGCUUGCCGCAGAUUUCUGCUUGUUACUUGAGGAUAAAAGAUGGCAGUGUACCUGUUUCUUUCAUCCAAAAGUACCUUGCAAAGAAGCUUGAUCUUACAGGUGAAGCUGAGGUGGAGAUCAGGUUUCAAGGUCAGCCGGUGCUCCCUACCUUGGCACUGCAUGACCUAGUAGAUACGUGGCUACGGGCGACAUCAACAUCACAGAAGUUGGUAGCAUCUGUGGGCACUUCGGCCAAGGAUUUCAUGAUGGUCCUAACCUAUGCUCGGAAGCUUCCACAACCGUAAGACCCCACAACCAUAACACCCUGUUCUUUCCUCCGAAUAAUCUACACAGCCCUUGCAUCUGGGCCCUUCAAAUCUUACAAGGGUGUCCGAUCAGCCGCGAUCUCCCUGUCAUGUGAUUGCAUGGGCAUGCAGUGGUGUGCAUGUAUGCUGCAUGCUAUGCACACCAUGUGUGGGCACUGAUAUGUAUGUUAUCAUGCUUGCCUGUCUUUGGUUCUUUUCUCUCAUUGUACGUGCUUGUUGCGGACAGGAGCUGCGCUAAGAGUAAUUUAUAGGCGAGGUUUGUGCAUUUUAUUAUCAUAUUAGUUUUUAAAAUAGUUUCAUUUACCUUC